Phacochoerus africanus (Common warthog) is the source of this 1603-nucleotide messenger RNA. Its product is annotated as protein tyrosine phosphatase type IVA 1-like. Gene Ontology annotation, cellular component: nucleus. The record is from RefSeq and is a predicted model, not a curated record. Gene Ontology annotation, molecular function: protein tyrosine/serine/threonine phosphatase activity. The coding region runs from base 1000 to 1521 and encodes 173 amino acids. NCBI's taxonomy places the organism in Eukaryota, Metazoa, Chordata, Mammalia, Artiodactyla, Suidae. Gene Ontology annotation, biological process: protein dephosphorylation. The transcript has a single exon.
AUUAAAACAUGAAGCCAAUGGAAGAAGAUACAACAGAGUCAAACGACGAGAUUCCUCUUCCACUACCUGCCCUCCCCGCCCGUCUUGGUCCACCCUCUUCCAGGCUUCGUCCCCGACCCUCUCCACCCCAGGGUCCGGCUUCAGUCUCUUUUUUGCUUUCUAGAGUGAGCCCGGGAGGCGAGGACGCUUAAGCUUCCGCCCUUCUCCCAACACCUACCUUCUCUCUCCCGCGGCGGCCGUGGUGACGUCGGUGGGGGGGGGGCGGGCCUUAUGCUUAAGCGCGUAGGUUCUUGACCCGCCCCGCCGCGAUUGGUGAAGAGGCGCGCACGUCACGCCGCCUAUAAAAGGGAGGGCUUGUGACGCAAGAGCUCCUGGGCACGCGCCCAUUGGCUCUCUCGAGGCCGAGCGCCGCGGAGCUCUGUGUCCCGCCGCCGCCGCCGCCCCGCAACGACCACUACUGCUUUCUCUUCUGCAGCCGACGCCCCCGCUGUCGCCUGUGUCGCCGCCGCGGGACCGGCUGUAUGAUUAGGCCACAGUCUUUAAUGAGUAAACUAAAUCCUUCCUGUGGUGUUCUUGGUCACGCAUUUAUGGAGUUUUUGAAGGGCCCCGGAGACUACUGCCAGGCACAGCACGACCUUUAUGAGGGCAAGUGAACUGUAGAAAUUCAUUACUACUCCACCAGGAAGCCCCCAUAGGAGCGCUCCUCCUGGACACAGACGUGUGGGAUUGAAAUCAGAGCAUUUUGCAAGAAUUCCGACCUGGAUGGGGUAAACCUCGGUGCUCUUCCUUUCCAUUGACUCAGAAUUACUGAACUGAAGGAUGGCUUCUUGAUAAGAGGGUCAUUUCACUUCCUCUUACUCCCAACUUCAUAUCCAAGGCAUUGAGAAUUUCGAGUGGGGCAUAUUGGAGUAGACUUCAGUUUCUUUACAUUUCUCCAUUCAAAAGUUAAAGUUUUUUUCCCCCUGUAAUCCUAUCGGAUGUUUUUUUAACGAAAUUAACAUGGCUCCACUGAACCGCCCAGCCCCUGUUGAAGUCACAUACAGGAACAUGAGAUUUCUUAUUACACACAAUCCAACCAGUGCAACCUUAAACAGGUUUAUAGAGGAUCUUAAGAAAUACGGAGUUACCACAAUAGUAAGAGUAUGUGAAGCAACUUACGACACUGCUCUUGUGGAGAAAGAAGGCAUCCAGGUUCUGGAUUGGCCCUUUGAUGAUGGUUCAUCACCGUCUAACCAGAUCGUUGAUGACUGGUUAAGUCUUGUAAAUGUUAAAUUUCGUGAAGAACCAGGUUGCUGCAUUGCUGUUCACUGUGUUGCAGGCCUUGGGAGAACUCCAGUGCUUGUUGCCCUGGCAUUAAUUGAAGGUGGAAUGAAAAAUGAAGAGGCAGUACAGUUUAUAAGACAAAAGCGGCGCGGAGCUUUUAACAGCAAGCAACUUUUGUACUUGGAGAAAUAUCGUUCUAAAAUGCGACUGCGCUUCAAAGACUCCAGUGGUCAUAGAAACAGCUGUUGCAUUCAAUAAAACUUGGCUGCCUGAUGCUGUUGCCUUGGAGGUGGAACUUGAGACAGGAUUUAACUUAUUGUACCUACUAGUCAAUGUGUAG